UCACUUUUAAAAUCCCCUUUCAUUUGACCUCCUGAACAGUCCUAGCAGCUGACCCAAGCCUUCUGCCAGUAACCCAUGUUGCCACAGGACCUUUUCUCUGUCAGGCUUCAGCUGUGUCUCUCUUUUGCCAGGUGCCAGAAGAUCAAAUUCCUGAUUUGCAAGCACUUGGUAACACAGAGUAAUUUAGAAGGGAUAGCAGUGGCUGUCAAGGAGUAUCUUGGGAAACAGAAGUUUUUACCAGACCGUGUGGGAACAAAGUUCACAUGGGUACAGGUUCUGCAAUUACAGAAAAUGGCAAUAGUCUAUUUCAAGAAAAAUAUUUGAACACUUCUUGGUGUGUUUUCCUUUUGACAGCAUGACAGUUUGUCACUCCCCUUUUCUUCAGUGCUAAAUUUCUAGGCUUAGAAAUUUUGCUUUCUGAUGUAGCUUAAGGAAAUCUUUGAAGUGAGGUACAUUAGCAUAUAAACUUUGGAACCCUUUGGUUGUUCUUGGGUUGGGAUAAUAAGUGUUUGUUCAGGUGCCCUGUGUUAGGAAGCGAGUGUUUUCUGCCUUGUCUCAAUAUAUUAACUAUUGUGCUGUAUUUUCAUUAAAACACCUGUUGUAUUUUUGAAACCUGGGCUUAUUUCUAAUUUCUGUUCCUCCAAAUUAUAAAUUUUCAAUGUCCUUUUGAUCUUUCCUGCUUUAAGUCUGAAUGAAAGUGUUCCUUGCAUGUAUAUGAAUGUCUUCCUCCCUUGGGGGAUUCCUUCCUGCCUGGCAGCGAACAUGGAGCUGGAUCAAUCUUCUGUUGCUUAACAGUGUUAAAGAUUCCACGGGCUUUAUCUCUUACCAGUUCUGAUAAAAUGCUUGUUCCAGCUGCGUGGCAAACAUCCAUGUUUGGUAGCUGGUGUCUAAUGAGUCAGGUUUUUGUUGGGCCAGCCAUAUGGGUAGUGAAUCUGAAGCACUCUAAAUAUUGUAAAUUUACUUUGUGUUGAGGAGCUGUGCUUGGUGUAUAUGAAAUAGAUUUGAUACGCAGGGGUUUCUUUUUACUAUUAAUUACACAGACUUAAGCCAUCUGUGUAGUGAUUGUGCAUUAAGUAAGGUGCAAGAGAUGUUCUCCAGCACAAAUGGGUAUUUUAUGUUGGUAGAAAAAAAGCAGGAUUUUGGAAAAUGAGAACACACUUAAAGUAGCUGGAAUAUAUGAUAACUUUGAAUUUUGUAAGCAGAAAGAGUGUGAAUGGAAUGAUACUGUAUGCAACCAGAAAUUUUAAAUGUACACUUUCAUAGAGAAUUUUUUAGGGACAGAUGAUAUUUCCUAUAUAUUGUAUGUGUGGUUUUAUAGAAGAUUUACGUUUGGGCUUUAGUAAGAUUAAAUAGUGCUGGGAAAAAUCAGUGUAAAAAUGGCCCAGGAAGUCUGUAGGAUGUGUGCAUAGGCCAGAGGGACUCAACAUUUGCUUUUUUUUUUUGUUUUUUCUGCAUUUAAGUGCUCAUUUACAAUAUUGCAUUAAUGUAGGGGUUUGGAGUGAGUUAUAAAAGGAGUAGAUAACAGCUUGCUUUGGCUGUAAAGCUGCACUCUCAUUUUUUUGGCAGUAGGUAAAAGGGCUGAUUAAGAGAAUGUAUUUCCUGUAUUUUCCAAAUAUAAACCAGAUACUCAGCCAUGAAAGUCAUUCACUGUUUUCCAAAGACUUAUAUUUUUUUCCAAUGGGAAAUUUUAGUUUGGGUGGAAAAUGUGUUAGUCUUUAUGCACAAAACAAACAUCAAGAAAAGGCGAUUAUAUUAGGUUUUUUCCCUUCCACACCCUUCUUCACUCCCUCCCUGGAUUCUAAUUAUUUCUGGCUUUGAACAGAUGAGAUCCCCUAAUGACCGCAUUAGUGCUUUUAAUCCUUCAAAGCAGGAGUGAAAGUACAAUUACUGUACAUGAAUAUCAAAAAUAUUUCAGUUCAAUCAGUGUUUUUGAUGGUCCAGAUUUCACAUAAGUUUUAGAAACGAAGAUAUAAUGUACAGCUGUGGGUGGUCCAUACUGAUGGUUGAUGCUUGCAAUUUUAAGGUCAUCCCUUUGAAUACUUAAAUUGUUGUUCCUCUUUAGAUGUGAAAGAUCAGGGGUUUUCCAGAUCCAGUGUGUAAGGACUUAUUUCUGGUGCUGAUCUUCUCUUGACCCACUUAGAGCCACUGCUGUGUUUUCCUCCAGUGAUUGUGGUGACUUUGAGUAGUUUGGAGAAGCUGGGAAGAGCUUCAGUAAACAGGUAAAAAUCUAUUCUGUUGAUAGUCACAUUCUGCCAAUGAUGCUGUGCUGAUGAGUUUUAUAAUGGACUUUUGGAUGACGUUAUAGGCAAAGCGUCAUAAGCAGAGGCCAGCAUAUCCAUGGAAUCUCUGUUUUCUAAUGAGGCUCCUUGAAGCAGAAGUCUUGUGAUGUUCCCUGUGGUCCUGUAGCCUCUUUUCCAGGCCGGUAUCCCAAUUAUCCAGCGUAGCCAACCAGCACAUCCCUGUACAGCAGAGCAGCUGCAUCCCACAUCACUGGGGCCCAGGAGCACAGCAGCAAAGUGAGAGUCAGAGGUGCUUGAUAACCACAGGCAGAGCUGCUGGUUUUAUCCCCAUUCAUACCUCUGAAAUGCCACUCAGAAUGAUUAUAUCAUCUUACUUACACUGUGAGACAAGAAUAAUUAUUGAAAAUUAAGAGCUCUACAGCUCUGAGACACCACCUGUACCUGUGGAAAAGGGCUUUAAUCCUACACUGCAUCCUCAGUGCAGGUUUGGAGUGAUUUCGCACAAGAUCGUCCACCUUCUCUGUGCUGCUGUUUGUUAUUGAGCAAAGCAUCAAGUAGCAGGUUGUGCUUGGCCGAGGAAGGAAGAGCAUUGGUUGGCAAGGAGAUUUGGCGGUUCAUCCAAACCUCAACUUUCAUUUAAGCUGCUCAAAACGUGGAACAAGCGUUAACUUCUGCACUGAUGCCUCCCCGACCUCAUGCCAGUUUUCUAGACAGCAUGCCCCUGCGAAGUUCUGGCAAGCUGAGCAUGGAGACCAGAAAAGAUGGUGAGAGUACGGCCCCUGCUCCUCCCCAGAAGAAGCUGUCCUGCCAGUGCCACCACCACUGCCCUGAGGACUCUGUCAACAACACCUGCAGGAGCUGGUGCACAGCAGCCUUGGUGUGUCCAUUUGUGAAUGGCAGAUUUGCCUGGCUAGAGAGCUCAGACUUCCAGUGUCGGGACACUCCUAUUCCACACCAAAGAAGAUCUAUUGAAUGUUGCACAGGCCAAGAUUACUGUAAUAGACACCUUCACCCUACGCUGCCACCGCUGAAGAAUCGAGACUUUGCUGAAGGAAACAUUCACCACAAGGCCCUGCUGAUUUCUGCCACUGUUUGCAGCAUCCUGCUGCUGCUUAUCAUCAUAUUCUGCUACUUAAGAUACAGACGCCAGGAGACGAGGCCCCACUACAGCAUCGGGCUGGAGCAGGAUGAGACCUACAUUCCCCCUGGAGAGUCCCUGAAGGAUUUGAUCGAGCAGUCCCAGAGCUCAGGGAGCGGUUCCGGGCUCCCUCUCCUGGUUCAAAGGACCAUUGCAAAGCAGAUUCAAAUGGUGAAGCAGAUUGGAAAAGGUCGCUAUGGAGAAGUCUGGAUGGGAAAGUGGCGUGGCGAAAAGGUAGCAGUGAAGGUGUUUUUUACUACAGAGGAGGCCAGCUGGUUCAGAGAAACAGAAAUCUACCAGACUGUCCUGAUGAGACAUGAAAAUAUUCUUGGGUUCAUUGCUGCAGAUAUUAAAGGUACAGGCUCUUGGACCCAGCUGUAUCUUAUCACUGACUACCAUGAGAACGGCUCACUCUAUGAUUAUCUGAAAUCUACUACCUUGGACACAAAAGCCAUGCUCAAGCUGGCUUACUCCUCUGUCAGUGGCUUGUGCCACCUGCACACUGAGAUCUUCAGUACUCAGGGCAAGCCUGCUAUUGCCCACCGUGACCUAAAGAGUAAGAAUAUCCUGGUGAAAAAGAAUGGCACCUGCUGUAUAGCAGAUUUGGGCUUGGCUGUGAAAUUUAUCAGUGAUACAAAUGAGGUAGACAUCCCUCCAAAUACCCGUGUAGGAACAAAACGUUAUAUGCCUCCUGAGGUGCUGGAUGAAAGCUUGAAUAGAAGUCACUUUCAGUCCUACAUCAUGGCUGAUAUGUACAGUUUUGGACUCAUCCUUUGGGAGAUAGCAAGGAGAUGUGUUUCAGGAGGAAUAGUUGAGGAAUACCAGCUUCCAUACCACGACCUGGUGCCCAGCGACCCCUCGUACGAGGACAUGCGGGAGAUCGUGUGCAUCAAGAGACUACGGCCCUCUUUUCCCAACAGAUGGAGCAGUGAUGAGUGCCUACGGCAGAUGGGGAAGCUGAUGAUGGAGUGCUGGGCUCACAGCCCUGCCUCCCGGCUCACAGCCCUGCGCGUCAAGAAAACACUUGCCAAAAUGUCAGAGUCCCAGGACAUUAAACUCUGACUCUGCCAGAGGCAACUCCAGCAGAGGCCCCUGGAAAUGAACUUUCUUGUGCAGGCAGAAGUCCUGAAGAUGUAUCAAAAGUCUCUGCUAAGUACCUUGAAUGGAGGAGUCAUGCUGAAGAGCAGCUGUGAGUUCUGGAGGAGACUAUCUGUUGCAAAAAUCACCUGAAUUUUGACAUGCAAGAUUGAAGAGGCUUGUCUGCCCUUGUUUACAUGGGGAAAUACAGUUUUAGUAACUGGUUUAAGAUUAUGCAUGUUGCUUUCCAUGAAAGCCACUUAUUAUUUUAUUAUUAUUAUUGUUAUUAUUAUUGUUUUGAUUGUUUAAAAAGAUACUGCUUUAAAUUUUAUGAAAAUAAAACUCUU
Molecule: messenger RNA, 4802 nt
Organism: Cyanistes caeruleus (blue tit)
Lineage: Eukaryota; Metazoa; Chordata; Aves; Passeriformes; Paridae
Source: RefSeq, a predicted model, not a curated record